Apis florea (little honeybee) is the source of this 298-nucleotide messenger RNA. RefSeq names its product ATPase inhibitor mai-2, mitochondrial. Gene Ontology annotation, cellular component: mitochondrion. Lineage: Eukaryota; Metazoa; Arthropoda; Insecta; Hymenoptera; Apidae. Gene Ontology annotation, molecular function: ATPase inhibitor activity. Gene Ontology annotation, biological process: negative regulation of ATP-dependent activity. The record is from RefSeq and is a predicted model, not a curated record.
CCAAGUAAGAAUGAUUGGAGAACGUGGAUCUGGAGCAGGUAAAGGAGGUGGUGGUGGUGGCUCUAUUCGUGAAGCUGGAGGAUCUUUUGGUAAAAUGGAAGCUGCUCAUGAAGAUCAGUAUUUUUAUAAUCUGCAAAAAGAACAGUUUAAAAAACUUAAAGAAGAUCUUCAUGAUGAAAUUUCUUUCCAUGAAGAACAAAUUAAACGUCAUCAAGAAGCUAUAAACCGCCAUAAAAAAAGAAUCACAGAAAUGGAUAAGAAAUAAAAUUAUCCAACACUAUGUAUUUACUUUUCAAGC